UAUGAGGUUGAUGAGCUGCGCCGAAAGAAAGAGAUCACAGUGAGAGGGGGUGAUGUUUGCCCUAAGCCUGUAUUUGCUUUCCAUCAUGCUAACUUCCCACAGUAUGUAAUGGAUGUUCUGAUGGAUCAGCAUUUUACAGAACCAACUCCGAUUCAGUGCCAGGGUUUCCCCUUGGCUCUGAGCGGCCGGGAUAUGGUAGGCAUCGCUCAGACUGGCUCUGGGAAGACAUUGGCGUAUUUGCUGCCUGCAAUCGUUCAUAUUAACCACCAGCCAUAUUUGGAAAGGGGAGAUGGCCCAAUUUGUCUGGUUCUGGCUCCCACCCGAGAGCUUGCCCAGCAAGUGCAGCAGGUGGCUGAUGACUAUGGCAAGUGUUCUCGGUUGAAGAGCACUUGCAUUUACGGAGGUGCUCCUAAAGGUCCCCAGAUUCGGGACCUGGAGAGAGGGGUUGAGAUCUGCAUAGCCACCCCUGGGCGCCUCAUUGAUUUCCUGGAAUCCGGAAAGACAAAUCUUCGCCGUUGUACUUACCUUGUGCUGGAUGAGGCCGACAGAAUGCUUGAUAUGGGCUUUGAACCCCAGAUCCGGAAAAUUGUUGACCAAAUCAGGCCUGAUAGGCAGACUUUGAUGUGGAGUGCCACCUGGCCCAAAGAAGUUAGACAGCUCGCUGAGGAUUUCCUCCGGGAUUACACCCAGAUCAACGUGGGUAAUCUGGAGCUGAGUGCCAACCACAACAUCCUCCAGAUUGUGGAUGUCUGCAUGGAAAGUGAAAAAGACCACAAAUUGAUCCAGCUCAUGGAGGAAAUAAUGGCUGAGAAGGAAAAUAAGACCAUUAUAUUUGUAGAGACAAAGAGACGCUGUGAUGACCUCACUCGAAGGAUGCGAAGAGAUGGUUGGCCAGCUAUGUGUAUCCAUGGAGACAAGAGUCAACCAGAAAGAGACUGGGUACUCAAUGAGUUCCGUUCCGGAAAGGCUCCCAUCCUCAUUGCCACGGACGUCGCCUCCCGAGGGCUAGAUGUGGAAGAUGUCAAGUUUGUGAUCAACUAUGACUAUCCAAACAGCUCUGAAGAUUACGUGCACCGCAUUGGCCGAACAGCCCGGAGCACUAACAAAGGCACGGCCUAUACCUUCUUUACACCGGGGAACCUGAAGCAGGCCAGGGAGCUGAUCAAGGUGCUGGAAGAGGCCAAUCAGGCUAUUAAUCCCAAACUGAUGCAGCUGGUGGACCAUCGUGGAGGCGGCGGCGGAGGGGGUAAGGGAGGCCGUUCUCGAUACCGGACCGCUUCUUCAGCUAACAAUCCCAACCUGAUGUAUCAGGAUGAGUGUGACCGGAGGCUUCGAGGAGUCAAGGAUAGUGGUCGGAGAGACUCUACAAGUUACCGGGAUCGAAGUGAAACCGAUCGGGCUGGUUAUGCUAAUGGCAGUAGUUAUGGGAGUCCGAAUUCCACCUUUGGAGCACAAGCUGGCCAAUAUACCUAUGGUCAAGGCACCUACGGGGCGGCUGCCUAUGGCACCACUGGCUAUACUACGGCUCAGGAAUAUGGCGCUGGCACCUAUGGGGCUGCCGCCGCAGCCGCAGCCGCAGUCGCUGCUGCCGCCACCACAGGGAGAAGUACCCAGAGCUCAAGCCAGCAGUUUAGUGGGAUUGGCCGCACUGGGCAGCAGCCACAGCCGCUGAUGUCACAACAGUUUGCACAGCCUCCAGGAGCUACCAGUAUGAUAGGUUACAUGGGGCAGACCGCCUACCAAUACCCCCCUCCUCCUCCUCCCCCUCCUCCCUCACGUAAAUGAAGCCACUCACAGGGUGUGAAGGGGGCAUACUUGCAAAGUUAAAGGAACGCUGUCUUUACCUCUCCCUCCCCCCUUCCCAUCUCUCCCCCUUUAUCUUUUUUCUGUUCCCACCAUUGUGAGUGGUCUUUCCUGCAGAUUAGUUAGAAUUCACUGCCAGGUAUCUUCUGCCCGCUAAGACCAUCCAGUCCGUGCUAACAGAUUUUGUAAAAGAAAGAUAUAUAUAUAGCUGGCUGGAAGAGAUGGCCUUUUCCCAGCUUUUUGCAUGUUGAGGAUAUUUGAGCAGAUAUUUUUCAUUUUAAAAGAAAAAAGAUGUUAGUCCCUUUUGUGGGAGCCCAGUUUUUGUUGUCUGGAGGGUGGGAUAGGGUGAUGGACUGGUUUGAUCCAUUGAAGAUUAUGGCAUCUGGGCUUUCUGUCACUCCAACUGCUGCGUUAGAAGAGCAAGAGAGGUGUCCUGCCCUCAUUUCCCACAAUGCCAUCUCCUUCUAUUGGGAGCUGGUGCCUCAAGCCAGACGACUUUGAAGACGGUGCUUCGUCUUUGUCCUUUGCGCUGAUGGCUUCUACCAUUCAUUCAGCAGUUUUUAAAUUCCUGAUUUGUCUCCUUUACUCUCCUCCUCUACCCAAUUUACUUGAAAAAGAUCUCUUUUAGUGUCAGGUUAGAAAUGGAAUUGUUGGUUCCAAGGUUUUAAGUGUGUUUUGCUUUUUUAAUUAAAAACCACAAGUGUUUACUGCAGUGGUCAAGCUUGCAUUCAGCCUCUGGGUGGGAGCUCCCUAGUCUCCUCCCCUCACAUAUAGCCAGGGACCAUCUAUGAAGUGCAUUGGCCAGCCAGACAGUUGCUGGGAGCAGGGAUGCUCAGCUCACCGGAAGCUUGCAUCACUAACCGCUUGUCCGUGCAUUCAUUGGCAGUGUAAAAGCACCUUUAACAAUAAACCAGGCACUCAGAGUGGGCAGGUUUUUCUUUCUAAUCUCAGUAUUUGUCAAGCUAGAGUGAAAGCAAGUCUUUAUCAGCUACUCAGCCCUUUGGCGUUGUUAACCUUGACCAAGGACUCACCAGGGUUUGGGAACUCGCUUCUCUUCAUACCCUCCUCCUCUGCUGUGCUAAUAGCCACUGGAUGCAAACUGUGCUCAGCAUCCUUGUGCACUCGGCUUUUUGCAGGUAGGUAGAGCUUCAGAGAGUUAGUGCCUAAGGUUAAGAGUUGCUUCACUUUACCUCCACCGGAAGGUAGGUGGAUUUGUCCCCCACUCUGUAGUCAUCCUCCUUUCUUGGGCACGCAGUUUUAUUUCUGCUCUUGUGUUCACCGUAACAGGACCGCGAGGGCAGACAGGCCCCGUGAGAGAACUACUGGUUUGGGUUUGGGUCUUUGUUUUCCUUUUUUCUCAGUGUUUCCCACAGUGUAGUCACAAGGAGGAUGCUCCACUGUGUGGCUCAGCUGCGGCCUAAGAGUGCCGGUUUAUAAGCUCAAAACUUCCCUAAAUAGUGGCGGGGUUUUUUGUUUUUCUCUCCCCCCUUUUAAAAUUCUUUAGGGAGAAAGGGGAUGGUUUCUGAGGGUUCUGAGCAUUGGCUGAAUGGCCAGCUUACAGGUAGGUUGUAACGUGCAUGGAAGAGCUUGGACACCAGCCCCUGACUCCCUCCCUCCAUGUUGUCUCCCCCUCCUCUGGAGGACGGUAGGCACAGGGAGAAUGGGACAAAAUGCCGUGCUUUCAAACCAAAGCUGCAAACUCCCAGCCCUGCCCCAAAUUAAUUUGUAGAUCUUAAGCACUGACCCGUCCAUUAAUGGACAUUUCUCUCCAAUCAAAAUGUUACCUACCCAGAGGUCCUACAGGUGCCACCAGGUGGGCACGCUACCCCCCUUGCAACAGCUCUUAAAAGCAACCAUUAGGGAAGAAUGAUCUUUGGGCAAGCAAGUGCUAUUUGCACUCCCCUUUUACGACCAAGGACAUUGUCCUAAAAUCAGAAUGACAGCCAGUUGCUAGUAUUGUGGCCCGAGCAGUGAAACCUAGCAGAGUCCUCUCGUGUCACUGUGCCCUCUGUGCAAAUGGCGAAGCCCUGGUGGGGGUUGGCUGAGCUGUGAGGACUUCUCAUCUGAAAGGUUGGUGGCUUUUCUGGGGAUCAGUGCGUGCUCCUUGUCCUUGCUGGUCUCUGAACACAUUCCGGUUGCAUUGAGACUUGAAUUGGAAGAUCGCUAGAUUGUGUUAUUCAGGCGCAGGAUGCUAAGAGCUAUGUUACUAUUCUUAGUUUGUAAAUUGUCCUUUUGAUACCAUCUUGUUUUCUUUUGUAGGUAUAAAUAAAAACAGUUGACAAUAA
Molecule: messenger RNA, 4088 nt
Organism: Echinops telfairi (small Madagascar hedgehog)
Lineage: Eukaryota; Metazoa; Chordata; Mammalia; Afrosoricida; Tenrecidae
Gene: DDX17
Product: DEAD-box helicase 17
Exons: 11
Coding region: 109-1785 (558 amino acids)
Biological process (GO): alternative mRNA splicing, via spliceosome
Cellular component (GO): ribonucleoprotein complex; cytoplasm; nucleus
Molecular function (GO): RNA binding; RNA helicase activity; ATP binding
Source: RefSeq, a predicted model, not a curated record